UUUUGAUCUACCGACUGAAAUGCACCCAUGGAUGGAUGGAUGGAUGCUCCUUCUCUUCUCCCUUCUUCCUCUAUUAUAUUAGUGCCCCCUCCUUCCCUCUUCGGCUCUCAUCUUAGCACGCUAAACCGGCUUCCAAGAUGAAGCUCUUAGGUUGGAUGCAUCGAAAGCUACGGAGUAAUAAUGACGUGUUCAAAGAGUUCAACACCGGAGGAGGUGGGGCCUGCAACUGCAUCACCGGGCUUGCCUCGCCUGACCACGACAACGACUACUUCUCCGGCGACGACGCCGCCCACGCCUCGCCGCCGGUCACCGCCGGCGACCUCUUCACCUUCGGCGGCAGCGGCCUUCUCACCAUCGGCACGCUAGGCAUCGCCGCCGUCGCCAUUCCCAGCGGCGGCGACGACGACGACUACGACAUCGACUUCGAGGUGGACGCCACCAGCGACGACGACGGCGGCUUCACCGUCGAGGACGACGACGCCGACGUCGGCGGCGCCGUCACGCCCACCUUCACCUUCCCCGCGGCGACGGCGGCGGAGGCGGUCGUCGCCACCGUGGAGAAGGCAGUGGCCGCGGUGGAGGCGAUCGCGGAGAAGGACGACGACACCACCACGGAGGACGACCUGAUGGUGGUGAGCGCCGAGCUGGAGAAGGUGCUCGGCGGCGUCGACGUGGCGUCGGCGCGGGUGAGCUUCGCCAUGGGCGGUGGCGUCGACUGCCCGCUCCAGGGCUUCCUGUUCGGCUCCCCGGUGAGCGACGUCGAGUCGCGCCCGGAGUACCUGCAGGCGCCGCGGGACUCGUCCGGCUCCUGCGGCGGCGGCGGGCGGCGCACCUCGCUCGGCGAGCUGUUCAUGCGCACCCGCUUCGCCGACGAGAAGGUGGCGCUCGUCGCCGUCGCCGAGGGCGAGGACGGCGUCGCCGGCGACGACGGCGCUGCUGCUGCCGGCGUCGGCGGAGACAGAGCGGGGAAAGGCGGCGGCUACAAGACGAUGAAGAAGAGGAAGGUGAAGGACGAGAAAGGCGGCGGCGGCGCCGCCGGCGGUGGAAUGCCGGCGACGGUGACGAAGAGCAAGUUUCAGAAGAUCCUUCAAAUCUUCCACAGGAAAGUCUACCCCGAGAACACACUCCUCACAAGGAAUCUGACCAAGAAGAGCCGCAACCGCGGCGCCACCGAUAAUGGCGGUGGCGCCGUGGCCACCGGAGACCCCGACGGGCCUCUGGCCUCGCCGGUGCUCCGGUGCCGGAAGGACCAUCCCAUGAGGGGCUUCGGCUGCUGCACCAAUGGCGCCUUCGGUGCAUCGUCACCGGGAGGCAACGCCGAGAUGAACGGCAACAAGAGCGGCCACUGGAUCAAGACUGAUGCCGACUACUUGGUGCUGGAAUUAUAAUGGGGAAAAGAAGAGGAGCUAUUUGUUUCAUCAAGAAUUAAAGCUUGAAUAGUGAGCAUCUCAUAUAUAUGAAUAUGUGCUUGCUGUUACAAUAUAAUCUCUAUCUGUUUGGUAUAGAAGGGCUUGAAUGUGCUGUAUAUGUCACUAUAUAUUGGGGGGGAGAGGAUUACUAUGAGAUCAACUCAUAAGUGUGUGGUGUUUAUAUACAUUGCUCUGUGAAUGUAUGACAGAGAUCAGAACUUAAUGUAUUGUAUGCUUUCUUGAUGUGAUUGGUGUUUAUGAGCCUAGCUGAUGGCAAUA
Molecule: messenger RNA, 1688 nt
Organism: Oryza sativa Japonica Group (Japanese rice)
Lineage: Eukaryota; Viridiplantae; Streptophyta; Magnoliopsida; Poales; Poaceae
Source: RefSeq, a predicted model, not a curated record